Molecule: messenger RNA, 1736 nt
Organism: Dalotia coriaria
Lineage: Eukaryota; Metazoa; Arthropoda; Insecta; Coleoptera; Staphylinidae
Gene: Cat
Product: catalase-like
Exons: 2
Coding region: 128-1633 (501 amino acids)
Biological process (GO): hydrogen peroxide catabolic process; response to hydrogen peroxide
Cellular component (GO): mitochondrion; peroxisome; cytoplasm
Molecular function (GO): catalase activity; heme binding
Source: RefSeq, a predicted model, not a curated record
GCCGGGCAGAUGCUCGUGUUUGUAGCCGUCGUGUCGUGAUCGAGUUCGUCGCACACCGCUUACUGUAUAGUCGCAGACUCAGUUUGUAUCGUUAUUUUCUCCUGCAUCGUCCUACAUCAUCAUCAACAUGGCUGAUAAAGUUGCAAACCAAUUGCAAGACUACAAAGCUGGUCCCAAGAAGGAUCAAGGUGUGGCCACUACUGGUCAUGGCGUCCCAGUUGAGACUAAGGAUGCCACCAUGACUUUGGGAGCUCGUGGACCUGUUUUGAUGCAGGAUGUCGUCUUCACUGAAGAGAUCGCUCACUUUGAUCGCGAGCGUAUCCCGGAACGUGUGGUCCACGCUAAGGGAGCUGGUGCUUUCGGUUAUUUUGAAGUCACUCACGAUAUUAGCAAAUAUUCUGCUGCUAAGGUCUUCGCUGGAAUUGGCAAACGCACCCCGAUUGCUGUGCGUUUCUCUACUGUCGGUGGAGAAUCUGGUUCGGCUGAUACCGUUCGUGAUCCACGUGGUUUCGCUGUCAAGUUCUACUCUGAGGACGGUAUCUGGGAUUUGGUUGGCAACAACACUCCAAUCUUCUUCAUCCGUGAUCCUAUUCUCUUCCCGAGUUUCAUUCACACGCAGAAACGUAAUCCGGCCACGCACUGCAAAGACGCUAACAUGUUCUGGGACUUCAUUUCUCUUCGCCCUGAGACUACCCAUCAGGUGAUGUUCUUGUUCUCUGACAGAGGCAUCCCCGAUGGUUACCGUCACAUGAACGGAUAUGGUUCGCAUACUUUUAAGCUGGUGAACGCUGAUGGUAAAUGGGUGUACUGCAAAUUCCACUACAAGACCGACCAGAUUAAAAAUAUGGAUGUGAACAAGGCCGCUGAAUUAUCCGGAAGCGAUCCUGAUUAUUCCAUCAGGGAUUUGUACAAUGCCAUUGCCAAUGGUAAAUUCCCCGUGUGGAACUUCUCGAUUCAGGUGAUGACUGCUGAACAGGCCGCGUCUUGCCCAUUCAACCCAUUCGACUUGACCAAGAUCUGGUCUCACACCGAAUACCCAUUGAUCCCAGUUGGUCGCAUGGUUCUCGACCGCAAUCCUACCAACUACUUUGCUGAUGUAGAGCAGAUCGCGUUCAGUCCGGCGCAUAUGAUCCCUGGUAUUGAGCCAUCCCCCGACAAGAUGCUUCAAGGUCGUCUCUUCUCGUAUGGCGAUACUCAUCGUCAUCGCCUGGGUGCUAACUACCUGCAAAUCCCUGUCAACUGUCCGUUUGCUGUGAGGAACUACCAACGUGAUGGUCCACAGUGCAUGAGCAACCAGGGUGGUGCUCCCAACUAUCAUCCAAACAGCUUUGAUGGUCCAAAUGAAUGCCCGAGGGCCAAGUCGCUCGCUACGACUGUUAAUGCUUCUGGGGAUAUUAAGAGGCACGAUACUGGCAACGACGACAACUUCUCCCAGCCACGCGUAUUCUACCAGAAGGUCCUCGAUGAGGCAGCGCGCACCAGGUUGAUCAACAACCUUGCUGGUCAUUUGAAGGAUGCUGCUGAUUUCAUUCAGGCAAGAACCGUGUCUAACUUUGGACAAGUUGAUCAAUCCUUUGGAAAGAGAUUGGCUGAGGCGCUACAGUCCCAGAAGAAAAUGUCCGCUAGCUUGUAACUUGUAAAAGUUUGUUUUUAAUUCUUUUUAAUGUUUUUAUGAUACAAAUGUGGGUGUAAAGUGACUUUUAUGCUAUCAAUUUAAUAAACUGGAUAUAUUUUUA